This is a messenger RNA of Uloborus diversus, 756 nucleotides long. RefSeq lists its product as uncharacterized. The coding region runs from base 1 to 567 and encodes 188 amino acids. The transcript is spliced from 4 exons. Gene Ontology annotation, molecular function: chitin binding. Gene Ontology annotation, cellular component: extracellular region. NCBI's taxonomy places the organism in Eukaryota, Metazoa, Arthropoda, Arachnida, Araneae, Uloboridae. The record is from RefSeq and is a predicted model, not a curated record.
AUGAGUGUAAGUCAUGUCGAGGACAUUCCUGUUGAAAUGCCCAAGAAGGAAAGGUUGCCUUUAUUCCCGGUAGUAAUCAUGCUUGAAAAAAUAUUCAGUUUAUUUAUAGUCCUUGCAUUUACGAAUGAAAGCCUUGCUAAAUCCUUGUUGAGAACGAAGCGAGAAGCUUACGAUCUUCCAGACUCAACAGGUAUCUUGUUAGAACCACUUAGAACCACUUUUACCUGCACCAAAGAUGGCUACUACGCAGAUACCGACAACAACUGCCAAGUGUUCCACGUCUGUCUCGCACGGGCUCCUGGAUCUACUUCGUUCAGACACUGGUCUUUCUUGUGCGGAAACCAAACCAUUUUCAACCAACUCACGAUGACCUGCACCAACCUUGACGACGCCAUUCCUUGCUUUGCUUCCGAAGACUUCCACUAUCUCAACGACAGAAUAAUUAAUGGGAACACUAAGUCAAACUUCCUGACGGAUGAGGACAUCCAAGAAGCAGAAAACAUUAAACGCAAUUUCAGAAAUGUUGCCUACGCAAGACAAGGACAAGGAAGUUUAACUAAACCAUGAACAGUUUUUCGUCAAUAUUUUCAAUCAAGUUAUUUUAAAGUGUUAUGUAUAGUCCAUCAAAAUGAACUUUAAACCAUCUAUUUUGGUUAUCCACAACGUCUUGCUAGUAAGUAUAUCUCGUUAGUUAAAAGGGAACAGAAGACAUAAGGAUGAUUGGCAUUUCAUUGGAGCAAUGGUACUGAAGUAAUA